Molecule: messenger RNA, 945 nt
Organism: Oryctolagus cuniculus (rabbit)
Lineage: Eukaryota; Metazoa; Chordata; Mammalia; Lagomorpha; Leporidae
Source: RefSeq, a predicted model, not a curated record
GCCUCCGCCUCCACUUGGAGGAGAGGCCGCGCAGGCGCAGUUCUCGCUCUCUCGCCUCCCAGCGGGGAGGGAAGACAGAACCCGGAAGGAGGCGCAGGCGCAGUCGGCUGCCAAGGCUUUUGGCAGGUGUUCGAGUCCCUGCGAAACCGGUUGGCCUACUUUCCUCAGGUGGGGGCGGGCACGACUCCCCACCUGAGGACUGAGCGCCUGGGUCUUUCACGAUGGUGCUGGCGAACUCGAAGGCCGCAAGGGAUGCUACCGCCUACUUCCGGACGGCCAGCCCGUUGCCCUCGCUGGUCACGGGGCUGGGGCUGGGAUACUUUGCGUGGGUUGUCCUCUGGCCACACAGCAUCCCUUAUGAGAGCCUUGGGCUCCUGGGCUCGUUCACUCAGUACCUGGUGGACCAUCAUCACACCCUCCUGCACAACGGGUAUUGGUUUGCCUGGAUGAUUCACGUGGCAGAGUCCUUGUAUGCCAUGGUGCUGUGCAACUCUCUGCUAAUAAUGUGCCUGGGAAAGCAGCAGUGGAUGGCCCAAGUCCUUGGCCUGCAGCCUCGUGGGAGACCCAAAAGAAGUUCUGGGCCUGGCUUCAGCUUGGCCCCGCCCCAGCCACUGUGGUUAUUUGAAGAGUGAACCAGUGGAUGGAAGAUUGCUGUCUUGCUUGCUCUGUCUUUUAAAGAAAAAAGAAUAUGGACUAUGAAUUGUUUCUGGUGGUAUUUGUCUUAAAGUUUUUCUCUAGUUCUCUUGUGAUUAUGAGUUGCUUUUCACUAAGGAACCCCAUUUUUGACCAUGGAGUUAAGCAUCAUGGAAAUCAAACCCAGUUUUUAAGAAGUCCUUUCCAAAGAGAAAUAAUAAUGACUAAUAUUGGUGGUGCUGGGGACCGUGCUAUCAGGCUACUGAAUGAAAUGGAUUAAUUUAAAUAAAAUGCUGUGAGUUAUCUCUUCAA